Spinacia oleracea (spinach) is the source of this 2826-nucleotide messenger RNA. RefSeq lists its product as uncharacterized. Bases 1 to 2826 code for a protein of 941 amino acids. Gene Ontology annotation, biological process: DNA integration. The transcript has a single exon. Gene Ontology annotation, molecular function: nucleic acid binding; RNA-DNA hybrid ribonuclease activity. The record is from RefSeq and is a predicted model, not a curated record. NCBI's taxonomy places the organism in Eukaryota, Viridiplantae, Streptophyta, Magnoliopsida, Caryophyllales, Amaranthaceae.
AUGGGGAGUGACAUGAAGGUCAACCUCAUAAGCUUGCUGAGGGAGCACGCGGACAUCUUCGCAUUCUCAGCGGAUGAGAUGCCUGGUAUCGAUCCAGAGAUAAUGGUCCACCGGUUAAACGCCGACAGAAAUGUUAGGCCUGUACGGCAGAAAAAACGUAAUUUCUCCACAGAAAAAAUGGCAGCAAUACAAGAAGAGGUGGAUAAACUGCUGGCGGCAGGUUUUAUUGAGCCAUGUGACUACCCUGAAUGGUUGGCAAAUGUAGUAAUGGUAAAAAAGCCGAGUGGGUCAUGGAGAAUGUGUGUAGAUUUCACCAACCUUAACAGAGCAUGUCCGAAAGAUUUCUACCCACUACCACGGAUUGAUAGGCUGGUAGACUCUACUAGCGGCCAUGCAAUGCUCAGUUUCCUAGAUGCUUUCUCAGGGUAUCAUCAGGUCAGCCUGCAUAAAUCAGACAGGAAGAAGGCGACUUUUAUCACGGAUGCAGGAGUUUUCUGUUAUAAGGCGAUGCCAUUCGGGUUGAAAAAUGCAGGGGCAACGUAUCAAAGGCUGGUCGACAAGGUGUUUGCCGACCAAAAAGGCAGAAACGUGGAGGUCUAUGUAGAUGACUCUAUCGUAAAAAGCCGGAAAGAGGAGGAUCAUGUUAACGAUCUCCGAGAAACUUUUGAGACUUUGAGAAAAUACAGGAUGAAAUUAAACCCAAAAAAAUGCGUCUUCGGAGUAAGGUCGGGAAAAUUCCUGGGGUUCUUGGUCAGCGAGCGUGGCAUAGACGCUAACCCUGAAAAAGUAGAAGCAAUCAUCAGUCUGCCACAACCCAAAAGCGUAAAAGACAUACAGCGGUUGACAGGAAAAAUGGCCGCCUUAAACAGAUUUGUGAGCAAGUCGGCAGAUAAGCAAAUGCCCUUCUUCACAACCUUGAGGCAAAACAAGAAAUUCAAAUGGGGGCCGGCAGAGCAAGAGGCUUUUGAAGCUCUAAAAAGCCACCUAAAGAACCUGCCAACAAUAGCGAGGGCAAAAGAGGGCGGAAAAUUACAAUUGUACAUAUCGGCGUCGCCAAAAACAGUCGCAGCAGUACUGGUAGCCGAAACAGAAAACAAAGGGCAGCAGCCAGUAUAUUUUGUGAGUCAUGUGCUAAACGGCCCAGAAACAAGAUACACGUUGGUGGAGAAAAUGGCAUAUGCAGUCCUUAUCGCGGCUAGAAAGUUAAGACCAUACUUUGAUGCGCAUACAAUCGAAGUGCUAACAAACUUUCCUCUCGAAAAAGCCAUCAGCAAGCUAGAUACAUCAGGCCGGCUGCUAAAAUGGGCAAUAGAGUUGUCCGAGUUUGACUUGAAAUUCCGGCCAAGAACUGCAAUCAAAGCCCAUGCAUUGGCGGACUUCAUAGUUGAAGCGUCAUACCAAGAAGAUGAAGUACAAGCUGAAGUAUGGGAUGUGUCAGUGGAUGGUUCAGCUGCACAGACAGGCAGUGGGGCUGGAAUAAUCAUGAAAUCGCCAGGAGGAGACAUUUUUGAGUAUGCUAUAAAGUUUAUGUUCAACGCGUCAAAUAACGAGGCAGAAUACGAGGCAGCAAUCGCCGGCAUCCAAAUGUGCCUCGCAGCAGAUGCCAAAAGAGUAACACUGACAACAGACUCCCAACUGGUAGCAAGUCAAUUCAGCGAAGGGUACAAAGCCAAAGAACCUUCAAUGGUCAAAUACCUGGAAAAGUUGAGGUCAGUGUCGGCUCAGCUAGAGAAAUUCAGCAUUAAUCUGGUACCCCGGGCAGAAAAUACGCUGGCAGAUGCACUAUCAAAGUUAGCAAGUUCAAAUAUCGCCGACUUGAAAAGAACAGUCAUGAUGGAAGUCAUGAAUAAGCGAAGUACGGAGUCGGAGGAAAUACAGGUCAUGGCCAUCACAACUACCUCAGAAUGGUACGAUAAUAUCCAAACAUACAUACAGACUGGAGCCCUACCAGCAGAUUUGGCAGAAGCCAAAAAGACAAAAAGGGACGCGGUUUGGUACAUCAUCCUCUGGGGAAGGUUGUACAAAAAGUCAUUUAGCCUGCCAUUCUUAAGGUGCCUGACAGCAUUCGAGUCAGCAAGGCUGAUCAAAGAGAUGCACGAAGGGACAUGUGGGAACCAUGCCGGUGGAAAACCCCUUGCCAUCAUCUGUCAAAGGCAAGGCUAUUACUGGCCAACAAUGUUAGAAGAUUGUCGAGCAUAUGUAAAAAAGUGCGAGAAAUGUCAAAAGUUUUCAGCUGUGAUAAACUUGCCAGCCAAUGAUUUGAUGCCCAUUCUGAACCCAUUCGCACAAUGGGGAAUGGAUAUUGUUGGACCAUUCCCAAUGGAGGCUGGAGGGCGCAAGUUCUUAAUAGUAGCAGUGGACUACUUCACCAAAUGGAUAGAAGCAGAGCCGGUAGCAAAAAUAACGGCAAACCAGGUGAAAAAGUUCAUAUGGAAAAAUAUAAUAACAAGAUUCGGACUGCCGCAGGCAAUAGUUUUUUAUCAUGGAUCACAGUUUGAUUGUGCACCCAUACAAUGCUUCCUGGGAUUAUACAGAGUAAAGUUAGCUCACUCGUUAGUAUGUCACCCACGGAGCAAUGGGCAAGCAGAGGCGGCGAAUAAGCAAAUCAUGGCUGCACUGAAAAAGAAGCUAGAAGACUGUAAAGGCAAAUGGGCAGAUCUUAUGCCAGAAAUUUUGUGGUGCAACAGAACUUCUAUCAAGGAGGCUACCGGCGAGAGUCCGUUUAAGUUAAGCUUCAGGUCUGAGGCGGUCAUACCGGCAGAAAUGGCUAUGCCAACCAUACGAAUCCAGCAUUACGAUGAGGAAAGAAACGAUCAGCUGCUGUGA